Molecule: messenger RNA, 690 nt
Organism: Lodderomyces parapsilosis
Lineage: Eukaryota; Fungi; Ascomycota; Pichiomycetes; Serinales; Debaryomycetaceae
Gene: UBI4
Product: ubiquitin
Exons: 1
Coding region: 1-690 (229 amino acids)
Biological process (GO): modification-dependent protein catabolic process; protein ubiquitination
Cellular component (GO): nucleus; cytoplasm
Molecular function (GO): protein tag activity; ubiquitin protein ligase binding
Source: RefSeq, a predicted model, not a curated record
AUGCAAAUUUUCGUCAAAACAUUGACCGGUAAGACCAUCACCUUAGAGGUUGAGUCAUCAGACACUAUUGACAACGUCAAAUCCAAGAUCCAAGACAAAGAAGGUAUUCCACCAGAUCAACAAAGAUUGAUUUUUGCUGGUAAACAAUUGGAAGAUGGUAGAACUUUGUCCGACUACAACAUUCAAAAAGAAUCCACAUUGCACUUGGUGUUGAGAUUGAGAGGUGGUAUGCAAAUUUUCGUCAAAACAUUGACCGGUAAGACCAUCACCUUAGAGGUUGAAUCAUCAGACACUAUUGACAAUGUCAAAUCCAAGAUCCAAGACAAAGAAGGUAUUCCACCAGAUCAACAAAGAUUGAUUUUUGCUGGUAAACAAUUGGAAGAUGGUAGAACUUUGUCCGACUACAACAUUCAAAAAGAAUCCACAUUGCACUUGGUGUUGAGAUUGAGAGGUGGUAUGCAAAUUUUCGUCAAAACAUUGACUGGUAAGACCAUCACCUUAGAGGUUGAAUCAUCAGACACUAUUGACAAUGUCAAAUCCAAGAUCCAAGACAAAGAAGGUAUUCCACCAGAUCAACAAAGAUUGAUUUUUGCUGGUAAACAAUUGGAAGAUGGUAGAACUUUGUCCGACUACAACAUUCAAAAAGAAUCCACAUUACACUUGGUGUUGAGAUUGAGAGGUGGUUUUUAA